Camellia sinensis is the source of this 999-nucleotide messenger RNA. Lineage: Eukaryota; Viridiplantae; Streptophyta; Magnoliopsida; Ericales; Theaceae. The record is from RefSeq and is a predicted model, not a curated record.
AAUAUUAGAACAUAUAUGCAAUUGCUUGGUUGGAUUCCUUCCCAGUUGAAGAAUAUAAAUCUCCAAAAGGAUGGUAACUCAUGGAGCUCAGGGCUUGCACCCCCACCUCCACCUGGCACACCUCCAGUGCCUAGUGCCAACCGAAACCACAAUUCUGGUGGCAAUAACAACCCAUCUAAUGGGGGCGGUAGUGAUGGUGGCAGCUCAAAAUCAGGUAUAGGGGGUGGAGGUGUAGCUGGAAUAGUGAUAUCCCUUUUAGUUUUUGGGGGAUUGGUAGCAUUCUUUAUUGUGAAGAGAAGGUCCAGAAGGUCAUCCACUGAUGUAGAGAAACUUGAUAAUCAGCCUUUUGCCUCUCUUGCUUCUCAUGAGGCAAGAUCAUUACUGUCCUAUUGUGGGUUUCUUGGUGUUUGCAACUUCUUUGAUAUCAUUGUUAAACAGGUGAUUCAAACUCCAUCCACAGUCAUCACAAAAACAUUUGAAAUUUCAGCCUCAGUAAACCUAAGACCUCCACCUAUUGAUCGUCACAAAUCAUUUGAUGAAGAUGAUUUCUCAAGGAAACCCAUUGUUACCAUUGUUCCCAAGAAAGUCCAUACACCUCCAGUAAAUGCUAUAUCAUAUUCAAUAGCAGACCUGCAGAUGGCUACAGACAAUUUUAGUGUUGAAACUCUUGUCGGCGAGGGGUCCAUUGGAUGUGUUUAUCGGGCUCAGUUUGAUGACAGAAAGGUUCUUGCUGUAAAGAAAAUAAAUUCAUCUGCUCUUCCAAAUCACUUGUCUGAAGAUUUUAUGGAUAUACUUUCAGACGUAUCCCGGUUGCGGCAUCCAAAUAUAACAGAGCUUGUUGGUUAUUGUUCAGAGCAUGGACAACACCUGCUGGUAUAUGAGUUCCAUAAAAAUGGUUCUCUUUAUGACUUCCUCCAUCUCUCAGAUGAAUUUAGCAAGCCAUUGAUCUGGAACACACGUGUCAAGAUUGCUUUAGGGACUGCACGUGCACUAGAGUAA